Messenger RNA from Aspergillus mulundensis, 339 nucleotides. RefSeq lists its product as uncharacterized. NCBI's taxonomy places the organism in Eukaryota, Fungi, Ascomycota, Eurotiomycetes, Eurotiales, Aspergillaceae. The transcript has a single exon. The record is from RefSeq and is a predicted model, not a curated record. Bases 1 to 339 code for a protein of 112 amino acids.
AUGCACCUCUUCUCAAAGCUCAUCCUCCCCACCCUGACCCUCCUCACACUCACAACUGCCGCUCCAGCCCAGCUCGACCUAGUCGAGACUGAGGCAGCCUCAACCUGCACCGAUAACACACAGUGCACGGCUGACAGCACCACCGGGGCUCUCUGCCAGUUCGCCUCUGCCAACGCGACCGAGGGCGUGUGCAUGCAGUUGGCAGACGGAGAUACCGUAAGCACAGCGAAGUGCCAGAAGGAUGGCAAAUACUGUCUGAUUGACCGCCACUGCUGCUCUGAUAACUGCGAUAAGAUCUUUGCGACGGAUGUGGGGACUUGUCGGCCGCGUCGUCGUUAG